GUGGCAUUGUCUUCGGUGUCAUGGCGCUGCGCUGCUCUCCGGCUCCUCUUCCCGACUCGGUGUCUUCUGACAUGCAGAAUAUGAGGCAGCUCUCCCGGGAGCAAGUCUCCCGACUCUGCUUGGUGAUAUUUUCCUUCUUAAAAGAACAGAAAGAGGUGGAUCAGUUCACUUCUCAGCUUGAAGAUUUUGCCAAAGACAACGGGAUUAGCCUGAGUCCUUUAAAAAGCAUUGUGAGGAGUGUGCUGCUUGUUCUGAACGGUGCUCUGAGGAGGAAUCUGAAGUCUGAGGACCUGCAGUCUGACCUGGUUGCUCUAGGAUUAGAUGAGGAGAAGGGCCGGAUUUUUGCUGACAAGUGGAGCAGCGAUGUGGCGGUUCUCACACGGCUAGCGGUCGGGCGAACACUCAGCAUUAAUCAGCUGGUGGACAUGGAGUGGAAGUUUGGGGUUACAGCAGCGAGCAGCGAACUGGAGAAAGCAGGGACCAUAUUCUUACAGCUAAAGAUGGUCAUUAAAAAAGGAAACCAGUUGGAGCCAGUCUACGUAGAGCUGACACUGCCGCAGUUCUACAGUUUCCUACAUGAGAUGGAACGCGCCAAGAGCAGCCUGGACUGUUUCACGUGACGCAGCGCCCCUACAGGAUUACAGUGAUCGCUCUGGGUACCAGCCUGGUAAAUGGAUAGAGCAGCUACAGUACAUAUUGUUCUUACACUGCCCUGCAGCACCCACAAUAAAACAUUCCUCUGUCUCUACCAUUGAACGAGUGUAAACUGUGUCCGCACCAUGGAACGAUAUACAGCGCUGACCGUGGACGGGUCAGCCAUGCAGCAGUAGACUUCCUUAUCUCAAACCAAUGACAAGUUGCUCUGGGAAAAACUGAAACAAGACUUCACGUUGCCCUGUCAUGGCGGUACCUCAUGUAAAAAUCACGGUUUUAUUUUGGUGUCAUUGAAUAAACUUUUAAUAUGUCAUAGCGUCGGUGGGGGUCCGAGUGCUGAGCCCCCCACCGAUUCUUAGAAUGAGGAGAGAGCAGCUCUCACAUAAUGUGUUGUCUCUCCUCGCUGCAGGAGACUGGCUCAGUAGAGAGUCUGUGGCUCUGAUUUAUCAUGCCUGCACUCCAGAACUCUGGCUUCAAAAAGGGGCAAAAUAGGGCUUUUGCAACGUUUUGCUCUCGUGACUUUUUUCAGUUUUAUGGGCUGUUCACAUCUCGUUUUUGCUGUACGUCAGGCGAAUACAGUUAGACAUAAAGU
Molecule: messenger RNA, 1246 nt
Organism: Bufo bufo (common toad)
Lineage: Eukaryota; Metazoa; Chordata; Amphibia; Anura; Bufonidae
Gene: COMMD7
Product: COMM domain containing 7
Exons: 9
Coding region: 21-620 (199 amino acids)
Biological process (GO): tumor necrosis factor-mediated signaling pathway; negative regulation of DNA-templated transcription
Molecular function (GO): NF-kappaB binding
Source: RefSeq, a predicted model, not a curated record